Hordeum vulgare subsp. vulgare (domesticated barley) is the source of this 1062-nucleotide messenger RNA. RefSeq names its product cyclic phosphodiesterase-like. The transcript has 3 exons. Gene Ontology annotation, biological process: cyclic nucleotide metabolic process. The record is from RefSeq and is a predicted model, not a curated record. Gene Ontology annotation, molecular function: 2',3'-cyclic-nucleotide 3'-phosphodiesterase activity. NCBI's taxonomy places the organism in Eukaryota, Viridiplantae, Streptophyta, Magnoliopsida, Poales, Poaceae. Bases 273 to 905 code for a protein of 210 amino acids.
CACCUUCUUUGUGGAAGAUCAUACUGAUUGGCAUGACUCGUAGCCUAUGAUACCUGUUUCCAAAUUCAUUACAUUGACUUGACUGUGAUGUCUGGUCCAAUCCAAGUUUGCAUUCGAUUUCGCUACGCACGUCAUCCAGAUCUCUAGGAAAUCAUGUUUCCAAACCCGAGGCCCACAGUCAGUGUCCCAUCGGUUGAAGGCUCCGUGAAGCUGCAGCAUACGGAAGAACGCUCCCCGUGUAUUAUUUCAGGCACUCCCGCGAUGCCAUUGCCAUGAGCUUCUCGUCGGAAAAGCUUGCUCCACCUGAGAUCCGACUGCGUGCGCGGCAGCGUGGCGCCCCAGCCUCUCCCUCGACCGGCAUGGACCCCACCGACCAGUCGCCGGAGGAGAUGUACUCCGUGUGGGCCCUCCUGCCGGAGCCCGUCCGCCGCCGCCUUCUCGGCCUCAUGGCCGGCCUCCGCACCGCGCACGGCGGCGCGGCCUUCGAACCACACGCCACCGUCCUCGGAGCCAUGCGUCUCCGCCGCUCAGCCGCCGUCGAGGCGCUACGAGCCGCGGCGGCCGGCCUCCGCCCAUACACCGCCCGUACCGCCGCCAUCGGCCGCUACGGCGUCAACCUCCUCCUCGAACCGACCCGUGAGGUGAUGGCCACGAGCGACCACUGCCGCGCCCACUUCGAUUACCAGAGACCAGCUCCGUACAUGCCGCAUCUGAGCCUCCUGUAUGGAGAUCACCUGACGGAGGAGGAGAUGGCAGCUGCAAGGAAGAAGGCAGGGGAGAUGGACAAGGGAAUAUUUGGGUUGCAGUUCGAGAUAUCCGAGCUCGCGCUUUACAAAACGGAUCCGAAGGACAAGAGCUUGGAGUCGUGGGAAUUGGUUGAGCUGUGCCACCUUCAGAACAAGUGAUUUCAGUUUGCUCCCAAUGCAUGCUGAUGCUGCAGGCUGCCACGUAUCUAUAUUUGUGGCUUAUGUUGUGGACGUGUAGUAGUAAUAAGCAGUAUACUAGUACAUGUAUGAUAUGUCUCCGGAGACCUUCUGCUUGGAAUAUAAGGAGUUAAUGUAA